Suillus plorans is the source of this 546-nucleotide messenger RNA. RefSeq lists its product as uncharacterized. The record is from RefSeq and is a predicted model, not a curated record. NCBI's taxonomy places the organism in Eukaryota, Fungi, Basidiomycota, Agaricomycetes, Boletales, Suillaceae. The transcript has 3 exons. Bases 1 to 546 code for a protein of 181 amino acids.
AUGGCCAAGAACAAGAAGGAGAAGAAUCGAAGUACGAAAGGCAAUUACGCGACUUAUCAUAAAACUGAAGUUUUUUGCAAGUGUUCUGAAUGUACUGGAGAAUGUGGGCCCAAGAGCAAGUCAGUACCGAAGUGGAAGGAACGGGAACAUCGCAAGAAGGAGGCAAAACGCAAGAAGGCCCCCAGAAUUCGUCCCGAGUCCAUCAAGACUAUUGAAACACUUGCCGCACACCAGAUAAUACAGCAACCUGAAGCGGGGCCCUCUCAGCGUGUCGCUGAAGCAGCACACAACCAUCCUUUUGGAUUGUCUGAGCCGCCCGAGCCACAUCGCUCACUCUCUCCGCAGCAGCCUGAGUCUGCUCCUGAUAUGGUCGUAGAUGGUUUUGACAUUGGCGAGAGUUGGAACGACCUGCCCGAUGUUGGAAGCAUGGUUCCUGGUGUUGAAAGAAUGAUCGGAGAGACUUCUGGAGUCUCUGCAUCUAGAGAUUCAGCUCCAGACCCCCAGCUUACUACCCUGCCUGCUGACGAUGACUUCGCUGACGAUUGA